Molecule: messenger RNA, 3408 nt
Organism: Talaromyces amestolkiae
Lineage: Eukaryota; Fungi; Ascomycota; Eurotiomycetes; Eurotiales; Trichocomaceae
Exons: 5
Coding region: 1-3408 (1135 amino acids)
Biological process (GO): amine metabolic process
Cellular component (GO): plasma membrane
Molecular function (GO): quinone binding; copper ion binding; primary methylamine oxidase activity
Source: RefSeq, a predicted model, not a curated record
AUGGCCGCGACAGCGACUCGCAUCAUGCGCCUCCUUGCGCUGAGUCUUUUCAUCUGCGCAGUUCUAGCUGUACCCUCGCAGAAACGAGCUGCCAAACCUAGAUCUUCUCAGUACGUAUAUGAACGAGCAGACUCAUCGUCGACAACUUCGUGUGCGGCAUCCAUCGUUGCUCCGAAGCAAAAUGUCUGGGAUAGUCUAACAGAUGAUGAAUCCGCAUCCAUAACCCAAUGGCUCUUUGAUCAGCAAGACCUGAAUCUCACAAAAGCUAGCGAGGCUGGUGACUGGGACAAUACAGUGCUCUUGGUCGAAUUGAUGGUUCCCAACAAGACAGAUGUGCUGAGGUACAUAGACCAAAAUGAAACCGAACCAGUCAGAUUUGCGCAUGUUGUUAUUGCGCAUCGUUCUUCUCCUGAUCCAUACUAUGGCGAUUUGAUUGUCGGACCUUUGCCAGUGCAAAAUAAAACCACACGAUGGAACUACCUCGAAUACCCAUACACCCGAAAAACGAGUGGGCAGGUGCGCAAUCUAGAUGCUGACGAACUUGCGCUGGAGGCAUGGUUGUACAACAUCACUGCAUCUAUCCAAGACAUCACCCUUGCUCUAUGGAAUGGGUCGGCGCUUGGUCUCCCGAAUGACACCAUUAGUCUCAGUGGCAUCAGUCCAUACUGGCAGGAUGAUGGCCGUGUUGUGAGUUGGUACACACUGGUCAACCUGCCCACCGGAGAAUAUGAUAGUGCCACGCUACUGCCUCUGGGGCUUUGUUUCGGAGCAGAUGUUACAGGUAGAGAUCCUUCCAAGUGGAAGCUUGGAGGCUGGUGGUACAACAAUAUCUUCUACAAAAACAUCCACGACUUCAGAGCUGCCUUCAAAUCCCCCGGUUUUGUGAGGCUUGGUGCCAAUGUCGAUGGAAGUUGGACGAGUUUUGGUCAGCAAGGGCCAAUUAUGCCCUAUGAUACGUCCUCACCCCCAAUUUCUACUGCUGUUGGUGGUGCACGCUAUUCACUCGAUGCGGUGCAAAAGUAUGUAACCUGGAUGGAUUUCAGCUUUUAUAUAGGAUUUUCCCGAGAUUUGGGCUUGACUCUAUACGACAUACGAUUUAAAGGCGAAAGAAUCAUCUAUGAAUUAGGCCUCCAGGAGGCUUUAGCUCACUACGCAGGCAUUGACCCCGUCACGUCUGGAACGGCAUAUUUGGAUAGUUUCUCGGGAAUGGGCGCGAACGCAUUCGAGUUACUCAAAGGCUAUGAUUGUCCAGACUACGCGACCUAUCUCAACUCGUCGCUUUAUAAUGAAGAAACAACCGCCACAUAUCUGGACAACAUCUGUAUGUUCGAGUUCGACGCAGGGUUCCCCAUACAACGACACACAAAUACAAUAUUCGCAAGCAGCACAAAAAACAUUUACUUUACAGUGCGUUCUAUAUCGACCGUUGGAAAUUAUGACUAUCUAUUCAGCUACUCCUUUUACCUCGACGGUUCGAUCACUGUGGAGGUUCGAGCAUCAGGGUAUAUCCAUUCAGCAUAUUACACAGGCCACGAGGAAUUCGGCUACCAUAUCCACGAUUUCCUAUCCGGUGCUAUGCAUGAUCAUGUCAUAAAUUUCAAAGCCGACUUUGAUAUCCGUGGGCAGGACAACACUGUGCAAUUCGUUCGCACAGUCCCAGUGACUCAGUCUUUUGUCUGGUCUGGAAACAAAGAUGUUAAUACAAUGAAGCUCCAACGUAGCUUCUUGGAGAACGAGGACUCAGCCCGCUUCAACUGGGGCGCUGACGAGGUGAAGCAGGUUAUUGUCGUUAACAAAGACCAACCCAACGAAUUCGGUGAAUACCCCGGCUAUCGCAUUAUGCCUUAUUCAGGCGGGACAUCGCGUCUUACAGUACAAAAGUCGAGCAACCUUGUAAACUCGGCGACGUGGGCCGGCUACGAUCUUCAAGUGACCAAACAGCAUGAUACCGAGCCUCGAUCUGCACACCCAUAUAACCUCGAAGAUGUAUAUAMCCCGCCGAUCAACUUCGAUGACUUCUUCAAUGGGGAGAAUCUCACUCAGACCGAUCUAGUGGUCUGGUUCAACUUGGGCAUGCACCAUCUUCCAGAGACAGGUGACUUGCCCAACACCGUGUUCACGCAAGCGCGCAGUGGAGUGCAGUUUGUUCCAUCGAAUUUCCUCCCUAGUGACCCAAGCCGACAAACUGUUCAACAGGAGCGGGUGAAUUAUACCUCUGGCUACAAUGCAAGCAUCCAGCAAUUCUUGCACGACCACAAACCCAGUGACCCCGACAUAUCCGGGCUCCCAAAACGAUAUACAGUCUACCAACCAAUGCUGUUACUUUCUGGCAACGCAUUCACAGUACCUCCGGAAUGGUCAGAGCGCUAUGCGUCUCUAUCAGAAGCAGAGCGCCAGACACUAUACGCAUCAAUCGUCAACGCCUUCAAAACCAAGGGCCAAACAAUAACACACAUCGCCAUGAAUGCACCUAUCCAACUAAAUAAUUGUCAGGGUAAUGAGAAUCUAAUGCGUAGUCCGAACGGACUGAUGCCAUUAUACGGCGAUUUCGGGGAAUUGCUCGAUUACGACCACAGCCCAACCGGGCAAGAUCUCGAGAAUGCGUUUUGGGUUCACACAGUUCAGAACGGAGGCAUAGUCCAGUACUGGGCUCCGCUUUAUACGAUGUUCUCAAGAGGCAAUAUUACAGAAAAGGCUCGUAUAUUAGGUCUUGAGGGACACUUCGCGGGUCUGGAUGAGUCUUCUCUCAAAGGGCAGAGGAUAGAGGAUGUCAGCGUCGUUGACCUCUAUGCUGGGAUUGGGUAUUUUGUGUUUUCGUAUUUGAAGAGAGGAGUUAAAAGGGUAUGGGGCUGGGAACUCAAUGCGUGGUCUGUUGAGGGGUUGAGGAGAGGGUGUAUCGAGAAUGGAUGGGGAUGUAAGGUUGUUUCUCUUACGCAGGGGGAGGAUGGAGGCUUGCCUUCUGUGCUGGAUGAUGAUAGUCUUGCGAAUCUCUUGGACGAGCUUACGGAUGAGGUUCGUGUCGUCAUAUUCCAAGGCGACAACCAAUCCGCAACCGGGAUCAUGGAGAGAAUACAGCCUGAGCUAGAGAAACGAGGGCAGUGGGCUGCUGUGCGACAUGUCAAUAUGGGCUUGUUGCCUUCUGCUCGGCCUACGUGGGAUACUUCGCUCAGACUUCUGGGUAGGAAAUCCGGGGGUUGGGCUCAUGUACACGAGAAUGUGGAUGUUGCUGAAAUUGGGAGCUUGAGAGAUGAGAUUGUGGCCGAGUAUACCAACCUAGCCAGACAGCUGGAUGACGUCGACAAGGAAGAAUUAUCGAUCCAUUGUGACCAUGUGGAAGAGGUCAAGACAUAUGCGCCUGGCGUCAUGCAUUGUGUUUUUGAUAUCCAGAUCGACUUUGAAAAGAGAUGA